CCUCACGGCUUUCCUCACGGCUUUAUUCUUCUCCGUGCGUGCUGAAUAUACGUGCUGGCUGCCAUAUCACUCUAUGCGAUUUCCGCCUCGCCUCGCGGAGUCGGAUAGAUAGUGCAAAUGUCGGGCAAGAUUUGUUGCGAUGAAAGAGAUACAAAUAGGUCACUACUCCCCUUUGUUCAUGUCAUCUUAAUCCGUUACAACGCAUACCUUCGUCUUCUAAAUAAUUAUAAACCUUGACAUCCGUAUUGGUUAUCUUAUCUAGUAAUAAUGGUAUUCCUCGACUUAGUCAAGUCUUCCAACACAAAACUUCCCUCCCACUUGGUCGCUGUUUUCGUAGGAGGCACUUCUGGCAUCGGCGAAUAUGCUCUUAAGGCCUUCGCUAAGCACUGUAAACAUCCUCGAGCAUACUUUAUCGGACGGUCUCAAAAGGCUGCUGAUCGAAUCUCAUCCGAGCUCAAGACCCUGAAUCCUGAUGGAGAGUAUAUUUUCAUGAGAAUGGACACGGGAUUGCUCAAAAACGUCGACAAAGCCUGUCAAGAGUUGAAAGCGAAAGAGAAGGUUAUCAACAUCCUGUUCAUCACCACAGGUACACUUUCCAGUGGAACAGACACAGAAGAAGGUUUACACCUAGCGGCGUCAUUGAUCGUCCACUCACGAACUCGGUUCAUGCUCAAUCUUCUCCCACUCUUGCGCGCAGCGCCAGACCUUCGACGAGUCGUUUCUGUCAUGGCUGGCACUAAGGAAGGCCCUUUCGUGAAUGAAGAUUUCCAGUGCAGGAAUGUCCCACUCAUGAGAGCACGUGGCCAAGGCGCAUCCACCAUCACUCUAAGUCUAGAAACUGUUGCAAAGAUGGCCCCCGAAGUGUCCUUUAUCCACGACUUCCCUGGCCCCGUCCGCAGUAACAUAGCCCGAGACCCAGGCUUCGUACCGUUUAUAUUGAAAGCUAUCUUUAAGGUCUUCGGUCCCCUUGUCUACAUUCCAAACGACGAAUCUGGAGAGCGCCACUUGUACCUAGCGACUAGUGCACAGUAUCCCCCACAUGAUGGCGAGGCCUCUGGCGUUCCUGUAGGUGGUGGUCUUGCUAUUGCCCACGGUACCAAUGGAAAGCCCGGUAGUGGUGUCUACACCGUUGACCAACAUUGCGAAAGCGGAGGAGCAAAAAAUGAGGAGCUCCUGGCGAAGUUGAGAACGGAAGGGUGGGAUAAGAAAAUAUGGGAUCAUAUUCAGGGGGAGUUUGUCCGGAUUACUGGGAAGGAAUCUAUUUAGAUUGAAGUUGCAGGAACGGAUGGGUUUAGUGAUCGUUUAGCCUCCUCCAACGUGGCAUUCUGUUUGAAGUGCAUUAGAAAGCGUUAAAUAUUUCAUCUUAAUGAAUUGAUAGAAUCGAUUGAA
Messenger RNA from Lindgomyces ingoldianus, 1389 nucleotides. RefSeq lists its product as uncharacterized. The record is from RefSeq and is a predicted model, not a curated record. The transcript has a single exon. The coding region runs from base 268 to 1266 and encodes 332 amino acids. NCBI's taxonomy places the organism in Eukaryota, Fungi, Ascomycota, Dothideomycetes, Pleosporales, Lindgomycetaceae. Gene Ontology annotation, biological process: secondary metabolic process.